Molecule: messenger RNA, 1234 nt
Organism: Oncorhynchus tshawytscha (Chinook salmon)
Lineage: Eukaryota; Metazoa; Chordata; Actinopteri; Salmoniformes; Salmonidae
Product: histone chaperone asf1b-B
Exons: 4
Coding region: 387-995 (202 amino acids)
Biological process (GO): DNA replication-dependent chromatin assembly
Cellular component (GO): nucleus
Molecular function (GO): histone binding
Source: RefSeq, a predicted model, not a curated record
AUUUCGUGACGUUCCGAGGACCAUUUCCGAACACACUGGCGGGAGUGUGAAUGUUAUCCUCUAGCUACAAAAUAACCGAGAACUACAAACAAAACACCUGCCAAAGCAAGCUUUUGUUUCAUUUAUUUUGAAAACGAAUCUAGCGCCAAGCAGGUGUUAUAUUGCAAGCAAUUGAAAUUGACUAAGUUUGCGGGAGAGAAGACGGUAACAACCAUCAGAAGACGCCACACACGUAUCUUUAGUCAAAGAGACUGAAUUGUUUAACGUUGGCUAGUUUAUUAUUUUCCGUCCUGCCUUUAUCUGCAACGUUAAGGGAGAUAAACGAGCUAAAUUCGAUUCAUUUUCAGAUUAUUAAUCUGCUAUCCAUUCAAGACUACUGAAAAUAAAUGGCUAAAGUUCAGGUGUUGAAUGUCGCUGUGUUGGACAACCCAAGUCCUUUUGGGAAUCCGUUUCAGUUCGAGAUUACGUUCGAGUGCAUGGAGGAUUUACCGGAGGACCUGGAGUGGAAGAUCAUCUAUGUGGGCUCCGCAGAGAGUGAGGAGUAUGAUCAGACUCUGGACUCAGUUCUGGUCGGACCGGUACCAGCAGGCAGACACAUGUUCGUGUUCCAGGCGGAUGCCCCCAACACCGGGCUGAUUCCUGAGAGUGAUGCUGUGGGGGUAACCGUGGCACUCAUCACCUGCACCUACAACGGACAGGAGUUCAUCCGUAUCGGUUACUAUGUCAACAAUGAAUACACCGACCCAGAGCUCAGAGAGAACCCACCAGUCAAACCAGACUACACACAGCUGCAGAGGAACAUCCUGGCCUCUAACCCCCGUGUGACCCGGUUCCAUAUCAACUGGGACGGCUGUUCAGACAAGAUGGAGGACAGUGAGAACGUAGACCCCUCCCCCAACAGCAGCAGUAGCAGCAGCAUGGUGCCCUCCUCCUGUUUAGCUGGCAAGGCGUUACCUGUAGGACUGCUGUCUGGUAACUCGAUGGACUGUCUGUAGAACAUAGACACCCCUCCAGCAUUGCCUUGCCAUGUUCUACUCCAGCAGUCGCCAGCAGUCUUUGGCAGGAAGGUUGAGUCACUUAUUAUAAACCAGCUGUACUGUAGGGUGUACGGUCUCCCUCCUUCACACAGCAACACCUCCCUCUGUCUCCACUGGCACUGGCACCCUAUUCCCUCCAUAGUGCACUACCUUUUUAAACAGGGCCCUCUGCUCCAAUGUAGUGCACUACCUUUGUA